Molecule: messenger RNA, 2814 nt
Organism: Thermothelomyces thermophilus ATCC 42464
Lineage: Eukaryota; Fungi; Ascomycota; Sordariomycetes; Sordariales; Chaetomiaceae
Exons: 7
Biological process (GO): glycolytic process
Cellular component (GO): cytoplasm
Molecular function (GO): pyruvate kinase activity; potassium ion binding; magnesium ion binding
Source: RefSeq, a predicted model, not a curated record
UACAUCGACUACAAGAACAUCACCAAGGUGAUUGAGCCCGGGCGCAUCAUUUACGUGGACGACGGUGUGUUGGCAUUCGAGGUGCUUGAGGUUGUCGAUGACAAGAACAUCAAGGCGCGCGCGCGCAACAAUGGCUUCAUCUCGUCUCGCAAGGGUGUUAACCUGCCCAACACGGAUGUCGACCUGCCCGCCCUCUCAGAGAAAGACAAGGCCGACCUCCGGUUUGGUGUCAAGAACAAUGUCGACAUGAUCUUUGCUUCCUUCAUUCGGAGGGCGCAGGACAUCAGGGACAUCCGCGAGGUUCUUGGUGAGGAGGGCCGCCACAUCCAGAUCAUCGCCAAGAUUGAGAACCGCCAAGGGCUUAACAACUUCCCCGAGAUUCUCGCCGAAACUGAUGGCGUGAUGGUUGCCCGUGGUGACCUUGGUAUCGAAAUUCCGGCUGCGGAGGUGUUCGCUGCUCAGAAGAAGAUCAUCGCCAUGUGCAACAUUGCCGGCAAGCCCGUCAUCUGCGCAACGCAAAUGCUCGAGUCCAUGAUCAAGAACCCCAGGCCCACCAGGGCUGAGAUCAGCGACGUUGGCAACGCUGUCACCGACGGCGCGGACUGUGUCAUGCUUUCCGGCGAGACUGCCAAGGGCAACUACCCCUACGAGGCUGUCCGCGAGAUGAGCUUAGCCUGCCUCAAGGCUGAGAACUCGAUCCCAUAUGUCAGCCACUUCGAAGAGUUGUGCACCCUCGUCAAACGGCCCGUGUCAAUUGUCGAGUCUUGCGCCAUGGCUGCUGUCCGCGCUUCGCUUGAUCUCAACGCCUCCGCCAUCUUUGUACUCUCCACGUCCGGCGAGUCAGCCCGGCUCAUCUCUAAGUACCGGCCUGUGUGCCCAAUCAUCAUGAUCACCCGCAACCCCUCUUCUUCUCGGUAUGCCCACUUGUACCGGGGCGUCUAUCCGUUCCUCUUCCCCGAAUCCAAGCCCGAUUUCAGCAAGGUCAACUGGCAAGAGGAUGUCGACCGUCGUAUCAAGUGGGGUCUCCACCAUGCCAUCGACCUGGGCAUCCUCACCGAGGGCGAGACUGUCGUGGUUGUGCAGGGCUGGAAGGGUGGUAUGGGCAACACGAACACCCUCCGGAUCGUCAAGGCUAAUGUCGAGCACCUCGGCAUUGUGGACGACAUGUCUUCCAAAUCUUCUUAUCUCCCUCGUCUGGGGUUCUCUCGUGGCGACGGGCCUAUUCUUCCGUUGCACAACCGAACGAGUCCCCCGAUCCGCAAGAAGCACAGCGAGUACAGCCUCUCGGAGCUCUCUCCCCGGCCCGACGACGGCUUGUUGUCCUCGUCGCCGGAGAACGACCGCGAUGCUGCAGUUUCUUCUCAGCGGGGCUCCUCCCCUUCGGCUAGAUACCACGACUGGGCAACCGAUAAAGCCUCCUCGAAAACGAGAGCCGAACCGCCUCCCUUGUUCACAGGGCCACCGCCUCCCAUUGCGACUUCGCAGAUGCUAUACCGUGACGAAGAGGAGAGGGACGCGUCGUCAACCUCCUCGCGACACUUUGGGGCGACGUCGCUCGCGCGCAACAUUGGCAGCGUCCUCUUCGACCGCAACACCCCCUCGCCAAACCGCACUAGAAACAGAGACUACGACCCGAAACCCGACGCCAUCUGGCGCAACCUUCAACGCCGCGAGCGCGCGCUCCAGAAAGAACUCCAACACCUCCUCGACGCCCAAUCUGCCGGCCUCGCCGCGAACCUCGGCUCAGACGACGGUGCACCAGGCGUCAGCAACGCCUCUUCCGACUCCGGAGCAAGAAGCAUUGCACCAACAACAAGCCCAACACCAAUCACAGCGCACACCGCCGGCUCCUCGCAGCGAUCACAGCCGCGCCACGUCACGUUCGAGGACCGCCGCCACCGCCGCCACCACCACCACGACGCCGCGACGUCCACCAGCAGCGUAACCUCGUCGGGCACGCUCGUCCCCGUACGGCAGCCACGGCCCAAGUCCGGCGGAAGAGGGAUCAGGGAGUCACCCGGCGGGGUGGAGUUUCUGCAGCUUAGGCCCGAACGCAGGACGGCGGAGAUGGCGAGGGAGUGGUGGGAAAAUGAGGUGGCGAUACUGGAAAAGAAGAAAAAGGAGGUUGACAAGGAACGCACCGCGCUGGAGCAGGGAGUGGAAGUAUGGAGGGGUGCGGUCAUGCUCGUGUCGGAGUUUGAGGCCGAGCUGAGGAACCAGCUUCGAGAGAGCGGGAACGCAGAAGGCGGCAGCGGCAACGGGAAGGGCAAGAACAGAGAAGGCGACCAGGCAACACCACCGUCUCCCGAGCAGACCAUGCUCGCACAACUGGACAGGAUGCAGGGUGUUAUGGCGGGUCUCGAGGAGCGGUUGCGCGUCGCGGAACAGAACGGCUGGAACUUGCUGAUAUGCGCCAUUGGCGCCGAGCUGGAAGCCUUCCGCCAAGCGGACAGCAUGCUACGGGAAGCCUUGCGGUCCGCAGGAGUCAACGUUGGAGACGACGACGGGACGCAUGGGGACUCGACGCCGCGUUUGGGCAAGUCCACGGGUCUCGAAAACUCGGGCCAGGGAGUGGACAGGGCCGAAAUGAGCGGCGAGGGAAAGCUUGUGGAUCUGCACGACGGCGACUCGAAACAAGACAGAGAUCCCGAGAGCGAUAACGAAGUACCUCCGGACCUGCUUGUUUCGGCGCUGGAGGACGCUGAGCCGGAGAGCCCCGGCUUGAGCAGAAAGAACAGCAAUGAGAUUCCCGCGGAAUUUCUCAGGGAGCAUCACGAUGAUGAAGGGUUCCCUGGUUUUGGGGCCAUGACUUAA